This is a messenger RNA of Nilaparvata lugens (brown planthopper), 1537 nucleotides long. RefSeq lists its product as uncharacterized. The transcript has 2 exons. The record is from RefSeq and is a predicted model, not a curated record. Lineage: Eukaryota; Metazoa; Arthropoda; Insecta; Hemiptera; Delphacidae. The coding region runs from base 312 to 1076 and encodes 254 amino acids.
UGAGAAAAUGCUGUGGAAAAACAAUAUUUAAUAACUGUAACACUAAAUAUAUUAUAAAUCAAUUUAGUGUUAUUUCACAAAAAUAUGAGAAUAUAACAAAAAUUUUCACUUACAAUCAAAUGUUAUCGUCGUGCUAAAGCUCUGGGGAGUAUCGGCAGUGUUCGCCAAUUGUGAUAAAUGCCUCCUUUGUGUUUCUAUCUCACUCGUACAAGCCUGCAACAGACAGAGAAACGACUUGCUAUAUAAUCGCUUUUCUCAGUGGAAAAUCAUCAUUCACGUUAGAGAGCUAUUAGUACGCGCUUCUCGACACCAUGGACAAGUCACACCGUGCAUCCUCAUCCUCAUUCUUAUUGCCAGACAGCCCGCCUCCGGAGAGGGAACUCAACUUCUGGGAGCAACAGCAGAAGCGCCGCAGCACGGCUACAACAUCAGCUGUUGCCUCUGCUGCUGCCGCCACCUCCUCCUCAGCCUCAACCUCAGAUCCCUUGAAGAAACAAGGGAUCUUCGUCCAAGAUGAGGAUUCCAGCAUCAUCGUGGGAGACAGCAGCCCUCUCCCGCAAGCUACUUGGGCACCACGCCGAGCGGCCCUCACAUCGGUACCCGCCCCCAAGCAGUCUGUCAAGAGGAGGCUGUUUUUCGACGACGACGAUGAGGAGCCCGGCAUCCUCACUCAAUCGAAGAAACGUGCGGUGGAAGAGGAUGAGGAGGACAGCUCCAUAAUGACGCUGUUACAGCAGGAGGAGGAUGAAAUUCUCCCCGAGGAGCACUUCCUCACUGUCAUCAAUAGGUAUACCCCGAAACCCUGGACUCCUCUAAGAGAGUUGAUGGAGGGUACGCCUUACCCUAUUGAGGACGUGAGGGAGGUCUGCAAUCAACAUGGACGUCGCGUGGUGCUCAAGAUCCGGCUGUCAGGUCAGAGAACAACAGAUGUUUACAUACCUGAACGUUUCACGCAGAUCUUGACCUCCAAAGACAUCCAAAAUUUUAAAAGUAAAUGCAAAUCAUUGUUACUGUUUGUGAAACAUAUUAAUCAGUACAUGACUGACAUAAACAUUGUUAAAAUGCAUAAAAUUUAAAUCAUGAUAAUUAUAUUACCAGUUAACAUUUUAUGAAUUUUAUUAUUACUUAUAAGUUAUUUUGUUAAUAAUCUUGUAACAAAUUUUCAGAUUUACUUUUAGGGUUUCAGUUAACAUUUUAUGAAUUUACGAUAUUAUUACUUUUAAAAUGAAAAUCAUUUAUUAAUGCAAAUAAUGCAAUUUGAUAAUGCAAAUCAUUGUUACUGUUUGUGAAACAUAUUAAUCAGUGCAUGACUGACAUAAACAUUGUUAAAAUGCAUAAAAUUUAAAUCAUGAUAAUUAUAUUACCAGUUAACAUUUUAUGAAUUUUAUUAUUACUUAUUUUGUUAAUAAUCUUGUAACAAAUUUUCAGAUUUACUUUUAGGGUUUCAGUUAACAUUUUAUGAAUUUACGAUAUUAUUACUUUUAAAAUGAAAAUCAUUUAUUAAUGCAAAUAAUGCAAUUUGAUAAUGCAAAUCAUU